This is a messenger RNA of Nicotiana tabacum (common tobacco), 1533 nucleotides long. The record is from RefSeq and is a predicted model, not a curated record. NCBI's taxonomy places the organism in Eukaryota, Viridiplantae, Streptophyta, Magnoliopsida, Solanales, Solanaceae.
UUUGCUGAAAUGGGGUUUUAGUUUCGCUAGAAAUAGGCAAAAGGGUCUUGAAUUCUUGGUUUGUUAUUUCCCAAUUUUUAGUCUUUCCUGUUAAAGCGCAAAGCCCAGUAACACCUCUGUUUCUUCAGCUUAUGCUACUUUCCAUUUUCGUUUAAAUAUUCAAAUUUUGAUUUCAUAUGAAUUUGAACUGGGGUUUUAUUUAUGGGUAGCAUAAUUCAAAGGGGUGUUAGGAGUGUUGAUGAAAGUUGAUAUUUUUACCAAUUCUUGUGGCGAAUUGAGGAUUUAAGCUCGGUGUGUUCAACUUAUAGGUUCUUAGCAGUGAAUCCGUUAUAUUUUUAAAGUUAUGAUUCAUAUCUACUACUUAUUGCAGUUUUAGCGAAUUUUUACAUAUAAAUUUAUACUUUGCAUCCAAAAUAUUGGAUUCAAAUAAACCCGGUAACUCAAAGCUCCAUCCACCCCUAUUGCUACCUAAGUACCUACCCCUGCAUAUUUCUUGCUAUUGCGAAGCUUGUGGGGGUAAGAGUUUAUUGUUUUCAUCACAAUGGGAGGGAGUUCUUCUAAGAACCAAGGCGCCAAAAGUAAGUUAGUGAAUCCUUACUCCCAGAGUGGCACGAAAGGAUAUCUCUACAAGGGGCAACACCAGCAGCAACAACAUGAGUUGCAGAAGCAGAGUAAGAUGCUAGCUCCACCACAAUUACAGGAGAGCAAGGACAAAGAGAAUCAGGAGCCACGGUUCGGUGGCUAUUCGAGCAGUGAGGAAGAGUUUUAUGAUGGUAUCCCGAGGUUUCAUGGGAGCUCUUCACGAAAACCUAAACCAAGGAGGGUUGCAAAGGUUGCAGAAGUAAGUUUUCGUUUAGGUAGAGCUGGAAGUGCUGGACUCGUGAGGACCGUGGAAGCGUUGGACAUAAUUGGGAGCAGCAUGACUAAUUUGAAUUUAAGCAGUGGAUUUGUUUCUGGUGCGACAAGCAAAGGGAAUGAACUAUCUAUAUUGUCAUUUGAGGUUGCAAACACAAUCGUUAAAGGUUCUACUCUUAUGCAUUCACUUUCAAGAAGAAGCAUUCGACAAUUGAACGACGUGGUGCUAACUUCAGAAGGUGUGCAGCUGUUAGUAUCAACUGACAUGGAUGAACUUCUUAGUAUAGUUGCUGAUGAUAAGAGGAAAGAGCUACAGGUUUUUACUGGAGAAGUAGUUCGGUUUGGAAAUCAAUGUAAAAAUCCACAAUGGCACUACUUGGACCGCUUCUUUGAGAAAUAUAGGAGAGAACCUACCCCUCAGAAACAAUUGAGGGAAGAAGCUGAAUUGAUGAUGCAGCAAUUGAUAACCCUGGUUCAGUAUACAGCUGUUAGUAUUAUCGCGCUGCCAUAGAGUCAGAAUUAUAAAGUUCUAGUAUCAUUAGAGCUUUGUAAUUUUAAAAAUAUUUAUUUAAUAAAAAGUUAAAUUAAUUAAAAGCAAUCGACAAGAGACAAAUUUUACACUUUGUCGUUUGUGUUCAAAUACGUUAUCGUGUAAAUUGAAUUGUCUUUUAUGCUUUC